CGGGGCUGUUUUCGAGAGGGAGUUUCCUCUCCGUGGGCGAGUAGGGAGAGGAAGAGCGAAGGGCUUCCCUCCGAAACGGGAGCUCGGGGCCGACCCUGAGAGCGUCGUCGCCCUCUUGGAGGGUCCCCCUUCGCCUCGUGAAGGAAGCGGCUCAGCGCUGCCUCCCUGCCUGUGUGCAUCUAGAAAUCCAUUGCCAAGCACCAGGCUUGGGCGGCUGCCACCUAGAGACAGGAGGGCGGGACGAGCGGAGCAAGACUGUAAGCAGCAAUAGCAGCCGACGGCUUCGGCGCGCUAGGAGAGGCAGGCGCUCGCCAGCCCUUUCCGUCCCUGCGACCCAGCCAGGCAGCGUGCAGAGCGCGGCGCCCGCCAGCCUUCGGUCCCUUGCUUGCUUCGUCCGUCCGGGCAGGCGCCUCCUGUCCGCCCGUCCCCGUCGCCGGCCAGUCUUCUCGGCUCGAUUGGCGGCCAGAUGAUGAACUUUCUGCGGCGCAGGCUUUCGGACAGCAGCUUCAUCGCCAACCUGCCCAAUGGCUACAUGACCGACCUGCAGCGGCCGGAGCCCCAGCAGCCGCCCCCGCCGGCGGCCCAGUCCUCGGCUUCUCCGGCCUCGGAGCGCAGGCAACCGCAGCCGGCGGCAGCGCCACCCCAACAGCCGCCGCCGCCGCCGCCGCAGCAGCAGUCAGUCGGCAGCAGCUUCUUCAGCUCUCUCUCCAACGCGGUGAAGCAGACGGCAGCCUCGGCGGGCUUGGUGGACGCGGGUUCGUCUUCCUCGGCGGCAGCCAAAAAGUUCAAGCUGCUCUUGGUCAUCGAUGAGCCUCACACGGACUGGACCAAAUGUUUUCGUGGAAAAAAGAUCCAUGGAGAAUAUGACAUCAAAGUUGAACAGGCACAAUUUUCUGAGGUCAACUUGAUAGCUCAUGCUGAUGGCAAUUACGCAGUAGACAUGCAAGCAUUUCGAAAUGGCACUCAAGUUGUCAGAUCAUUCAAGCCUGAUUUUGUUCUUGUUCGACAACACUCAUUCAGCAUGGCAGAAAAUGAAGACUUCCGUAACUUAAUCAUUGGGAUGCAUUAUGCUGGCAUCCCAAGUGUCAACUCUCUAGAAUCAAUUUACAACUUCUGUGACAAGCCCUGGGUGUUUGCCCAGUUGGUGUCUAUCUACAGAACCCUGGGACCAGAGAAGUUCCCUCUAAUUGAACAAACAUUUUAUCCAAAUCACAAGGAAAUGCUGACAUUGCCAACAUUUCCUGUUGUUGUGAAGAUUGGACAUGCGCAUUCAGGCAUGGGAAAGGUCAAGGUAGACAACCAUUAUGAUUUUCAAGAUAUAGCCAGUGUGGUAGCCCUCACUCAGACUUACGCCACCACUGAACCCUACAUAGACUCCAAAUAUGACAUCAGGAUCCAAAAGAUAGGCAACAACUACAAAGCAUACAUGAGGACUUCUAUAUCUGGAAACUGGAAGACAAACACUGGGUCUGCAAUGUUGGAACAAAUUGCUAUGUCAGACAGGUACAAGCUCUGGAUUGACAACUGUUCUGAGAUGUUUGGAGGCUUGGACAUAUGUGCUGUCAAAGCAGUUCACGGCAAGGAUGGGAAAGAUUAUAUUUUUGAGGUUAUGGACUCUGCUAUGCCUUUGAUUGGUGAGCAUCAGGUUGAAGACAAACAGCUUAUAACUGAGCUUGUCGUAAGCAGAAUGAACCAAAUGUUAUCUAAAACACCUAUACCAUCUCCUCAGAAACCAACCGCCACUCAGCAGCCCCAGAGUGGAUCGCUUAAGGAGCCAGAACCAAACAAAGUCCCACCCCAGCGACCACCUCCUCAAGGGGGCCCAGUGCAACCCCAAGGAAUGCAAUCACAAAUCCAGGAGCCAUUGCAACCACAGCGCAUGUUUCCUCCAGGGCAGUCAGCAAAGCCCUCGAGUUCCCUGCCACCGCGUCCACCUGGCCCUGCAACUCAGCCCUCACGUGCCCAGGCUCAAGGUCCUUCAAGUGCCGGGCUUCCAGCAGAAACAGAGACCGAGUCUUCACCAGCUCCACCACAGAAGCCUCAGUCACAUCCCCAGCUGAACAAAUCACAGUCUCUGACCAAUGCCUUCAGCUUCACAGAAUCGUCCUUCUUCCGAUCAUCUGUGAAUGAGGAUGAAGCAAAAGCAGAAACGAUCCGAAACUUGAGGAAAUCCUUUGCCAGUCUCUUUUCAGAUUAGCCAUAUAGGGCUUAGUUUUGUGUGUCUGUAAUGCGUUGGAAAGUCUACUGUGAACAUUGUCUUGCAAACAUAAAUUCCUUGUGAAUGAUCCUCCUUUGUUGUUUCCAAUGUUGUAUUAAGCAAUAUGUUGAAAUCUUUAAAAAGAGACUGCAAUGAGAUACAAUUCAGGUAUUCCAUAUUUAAAAAUCAACUUUUAAAAAAGCCAAGAGGAAAAGCUAUACAGCAGAAUGCUUAAAGUCCUCGUCAACUGUGAUAUUGUGGCCUUACUGUUUAAUGCACUAGAUCAUUUGCCUUGGACUCUCCUUUGUGAAAUCAUUAUAGCCAUACUUCAUUAUGUUGUGAGUUUUUCCUCCCUGUACUUAACUCCAGUACUCAAUCCCCUGCAUGUCUGUUUGUUUUAGGUGUUUUGUUCUGCAAGUGUACAGUCUUUUAAACCUCCUUUCUUGCCACAGAUCUUCACACUGGUGUUUCCCAUCAGCCUUCUUUCACCUAAAGCCAUUUUCUUCCUUUAGCAAGCUUUCCAUCACUUGAAUGUAGCAUUCUGAUGUGCUGUUCAAAACAAACCCUAAGAUGAACCAAUGUUAUAGAGCGAUGUAUCUAUACUUAUUGUAUCCUUACUUGUACAACUAUUAACUCUUGUACAACUCAACUCAAAUUGUACAACUCAACUAUUGUACAACUAUUCACUCUUGUGAACUUUGAUUUGUAAAUUACCAUGCAUGACCUCAUGUUACCCAUACUUCCAUGUAACCUUCUAAUAAAUGCAGAGCGCUAUGCCUGGCUGUAAGCAA
This is a messenger RNA of Hemicordylus capensis (graceful crag lizard), 2988 nucleotides long. It is a transcript of the gene SYN2, whose product is annotated as synapsin II. Lineage: Eukaryota; Metazoa; Chordata; Lepidosauria; Squamata; Cordylidae. The transcript is spliced from 13 exons. Bases 467 to 2197 code for a protein of 576 amino acids. Gene Ontology annotation, biological process: neurotransmitter secretion. Gene Ontology annotation, molecular function: ATP binding. Gene Ontology annotation, cellular component: synaptic vesicle; synaptic vesicle membrane. The record is from RefSeq and is a predicted model, not a curated record.